CUACUUCGAUAACCAAAGAAAGUGCAGAACUCAAAGCCGAACCUGCCAAACCAAGAACUCGAAGGUCAUCUGCAUCUACUGAACCCGCAGUACCAGAAGGAGAAAAGAAACAGCCAAUAACAAGGAGAAGGUCAUCAGCUACGGAAGAAACAUCUCAGAAAGGGAAUGAACCAGUUAAAGGCCGACGAACUUCAAUCACAUCAAAAAAUGCAGAAGUUUCUGAAAAACCUGCUGGUUCUAGUGAGGAAGAAGGAAAGUCAAGACCUGUUACACGACGCAGCUCGAUUUCAAAGGAAUUAUCGGAAGAAACAGAAGGAACAAAACCUUUAACGAGAAGCCGUCGAAAGUCGAUUGAUAUAGAGGUUGAGGUAUUAGAGAAGAAACCAACAAGGCAAAGAAGGGCUUCAACUGAGAAGCCAGAAGAACCUGAACAGAAAGUAUCUAAGCACACGCCUGUCAAAAAUAGAAGGAGGCCCUCUAUCACCGACAAUGCAGCUGUAUUGGAACCCAUCGAAGAGAAAGAAGGAGAAAGAAAAAGUCUUUCACCGAUACCAGCAAAUGACAAAACUCAUCAUAGUUUGACUCCAGUUAAAAAAAAGCAUGAAGCUAUCAAAACUGACCUAGAUCUUAGUAUUAUCAAUGAGUGUAGUUUUACAGAAGGAAAUGAUAGUCAUACUGAGGAAGCAAGAUCUGCUGAAAACUGUGUAGAACUUCCUGCUGAAAUAGAUCCAUCUAAUGCGGCAUGUGAAAAAGAAAAUGAUGAAAUUGAAAAUAGUACAGUGGCCCCUGUUCAAUCAACAAUGUUAUCUACUGAAUCAAUAACAAUAUCUGCAGAAUCAACAACUUCUCCUUCUGAAAAAAUAACUUCAUCUACUGAAUCAACAAUGUCAGUUGCUGAGUCAACAACACCCCCAAAAGACUCUAAAACUGUUGAAAGGAAAUCAACCACACCCAAGAAAUCACCUAGGUUUAGAUCAAAUAUUGACUCGGAAACAGUCAUUGAUGACAGUACUAAAGAUCGAGAUGUAGAUUCUGUUUUACCAGACCAAAAAGAAGGCUUUGCAAAUGAGCAGUUGACUGAGUUGAACCUGAGUCAAUCCAAAAUCGAUGAUGAAAUAAAAUCACCAAAGAGGUCACUAGUUACACCCAAAAAAAGUUCACCAGAACAGGCGUCACCUAGAAAGUCUCCAAGGCUUCAGACUAAGAAAAAUAAUGAAAUCAAAGCAAAUGACAAAACGCUCGAUAAUGAUGAGAUUAUUGGCAAUAUGAAAAAAAUUGAAUCUGCUGACGAUAAAAUCCGAUCUUCAUUAACUAAUAAAGAAAGCUCUCGAUCUUUAGAAAAAAAUAUGGGUGUUCUAAAGAAGAAAGACUCUGAAGGUUCCCUUCAAGAAGUGUCAAACUUCGAAAAUGAUUCAGUGUUUUCUCCAAGAACCACAAAUUCCAAAGAAGUUUCAGGAAGAAACUCUGUUACAUACAUCAGUACAGGAUCAGAAGGUUCAUUUCAAUUGCAUCUAUCUAAUAGCAGAUUGGACUCUUCUCUAGGAGAAACUGAAGAUGGGGGUGAGUUGAAUAUUUCAAAAACUAGUAACAGCAGUGAUAAAGAAAAUACUGCAGUCAAUAUUGUUAACGAUUCAAGUAACUCUAAAAAUUCACUAACAUCUGAGAAGAAAAUUCUAGGAGUUUCAACUGUUUUAAGCGAGAAACAAACUGUAGCCAGAGUUUCUAAUGUGUUUCAACCUAAAAAUUUGGAUUACAGCUAUAUGGAGCCUAUGGAUGUAGACAAGACAUCAGUGGACUUGGAGUCAACAACUUUUGAAAAAUUUGAUCAAUCACUAGGUCCUAAAGAUUUGACAGAUGAUUCAUUCAAUGAAAGCUCUAAAUUGAAUACUAGCCUGCCUUUUGUAGAAUCGUCCAAAGUUAUUGAAAGAGUUGAGAUUACUGAAACUGUUGAAGCCAAGGUUGAUGUUAGUGAUGCAGAUCUUACAACCGAUGAACUUACUACCAAAGAAUCCAAUAUGGAUAUUUCCAAGGCAUCUUGUGAUACACUUCCGGUAGAAUCUGAAGAAGCUUCAAGCACUAGUGAUCCCCUAACUAACUUGAUUGCAAACAAUGAAAAUGAGCUGGUCAUGAACAAUUCGAAUGGAGAUAAACCCACCAUGCUUGAAGAAUCUAUAAGUACACCUGCAGAGCAGGGUUCUUUAAAAGUAGUUGAGAAAGAGUCAAGUGAUGUGGUAUUAUCAGAAAAAACACCUUCGUCCCCUGAUUAUGAAUUUCAACUUCCCUCUGAUGAUGAAAUUGAAAAUACCCAAUUACCUCAAAAUUGUUCUGAAGUUGAUAAUAAGUCUCCAAGAAAUUCUGAAUCAGAGAUGGAUCCUUCGAGAACAGAAAAGGUGUUGCAAAAAGAAACGGAAACCGAAAAAUUUGUAGAAGUUAUUGGAGACAAGGCAUUGGAAUCCUCUAACGAAGAAAACAUUAGUAAAUUACCUUCUAGUCAUAAUGAACAGUCUUCAACAACUUCUGACUUGCAUGAAUCCAAAGGACAAUCAGAUGAGCAAAAGGAACAAGGCACAAUAGAAGAAAUGCAAAGUCAGGUUAUUGGAGACAAGGCAGUGGAAUCUUCUAACGAAGAAAACAUUAGUGAAUUAUCUUCCAGUCAUAUGGACCAGUCUUCAACAACUUCUGAGUUGCAUGAAUCCAAAGGACAAUCAGAUAAGUCAAAGGAACAAGACACAAUAGAAGAAAUGCCAAAUCAUGUUGAAAGUACUGAAAGUGAAAAAUCCUUUGGCAAUGCCAGUAAUCAAUCAGAUAUGAAAAUCAAUAAGUCGAAACUAGUAAAUGAACAAAUUAAAGAAGAUGAGACGCAUCAAAUAAAUAAUGUAGAUGAAACUAAUAUUGUUCUUGUCGAUGAUAACACCAAAGAAGAUGAAACUUAUAUAAGAAAGGUUGAUCAAAAGACGGAAUCAGAUGAUGAACCAAAUGGUGGACAGGAUACCAUAGCUAAAAUUGCAGAUCUCACAACAACUGAUGCGGGAGAAAUGAGUGAAAAUAGAAUACUAGAAGGAGAUAUUGAAGUUGAAGGAAUGGUUGAAAAUGAACCUGAAUUUAUUAAAUCUGAACCAGUCAUGUCAGAUACCAAAAGUCCAUCUAAGAUUAAAGACAGUACUACUGAAAAACAAUCAGACAAGUCCCGUGAAUUCGAAUGCUUCAGUGGAAGUGUUGAAGAAAGUGAAAUAUUGAAUACUGAUGAGGAAGUUGCAAAGCAUGUGUUAAUAAGGAAAAAUAAAGAGUCAGUAAUUACAGAAAGUUUGAAUGAAAUUUCCUUUAGUACUGAAAAUAAAGUUACCGAAAUUGACCUUACAAACAAUGAAGAAAAUGUUACCGAAAAGGACUGCUCUGAAGAAAUAAGAAAAGAAUCCGAAUCUGUUCCAUCUCUUUCUACAAGCGACAAGGAAAAAACUAAAAUAUCUGUAAAUACAGAAGUGAGCGAACCAGAUUUCAAAGCUGCAUUGGUAGAGCGACCUCCAGUUGAAACUGAAACUCCCACAAAAUUAAAAAAGCUCAAGAAGAACAAGAAAUCUAGGGAAUCAAAAGGAAAUGUGUCAGAUAUGGAACCAGAACCAAAUGAGGUAUUGGUAGAACAACAGUCAAUCAUAACUGAUACACCGAAAAAGAGGAAAGGAGACAAAAUUGAUGCUGACGUCGAAGAUGAGUCAGAAGAAAUUGAAAAUGGCAAUGGUAACCUUCAGACAUUAGAUGCUUCCAUCAAUACCUUACUCGAAGAAGCAAAAAAGAAAAUUAAAAUUGAUACAGAGGCGAUUGCUGAAAUGAUGGCCAGUGCAGUCCAAAUAAUAUCAAAAGAUAAUGAAAGUUCCUCAAAGGAAGAAUUGGUUGCUAAGUCAAAGUUAUCUGAGACUAAGAAAAAAGAUAAUGAAGUAGAUGAUACAAUUGAAACUGAAACAACUAAGUGCAGUAUUAAGAAAUUAUCAAAAAAAGCAAAGAAAAAAGCACUGGCUGUAGAUUUAGCAAACGAUUUAAGUGAUUCAAAAUUCAAUGUAGAUGAACAUACCCAUAACAGUUCAGAAAACUCAAUCAAGUCCCUGAGAACAACCAAGAAGUGUAAAAGAUCUAAACAAAGAAAAGAACAUGAAACUGCAUCUGAUGCCAAAACAAAAGAUCUUGUAGAGACUAAAAAGACCCCACAAAGUUCCUUGAAUGAAGAUGAUUCAGAAGAAAUUGAAAAUAAAAAACUAGAUUCUGAAAAUUCAGAAACUGAAAAAGACAUCUUGGAAGGAUAUUCAAACCCCAAAUUGGACGAAUUUUUAUCAAAAAUGAGUUCAAAUUUGAAAGAAGAAAAUGAAAGUGAAGAAGAUGAAAACGAAGAUGAAAAUGAAGAAGAGGAUGAAAGUGAAGAAAAUAGCUUUUUCUUAACCAUGGCAGAAGAAGGCGAGGAAGACACACCUUCUGAUGACAGUAAUGAUAUAAUUGAUGAGGGGGAAUCUAUAAAUACUACAGAAUCAGAACGUGAAACUGACGAUGACUAUGAUGAAAAUGAUUCUUUUAUUUGUGAUGAAGAUAUAAUCGACCUACUGUCUGGAGACGAGUAUGAUUUGGGAAAUGAGAAAACCAAAAAAAAACCCAAGUCUCGCAUCAUCAAUGUUGAACAUUGUGACAGUGAAGUCAUCAAAAUUCAGCGUAAAGAAAAACCCGAGAAACCAAAGAGGAAAUCUAGAAUAAUUUCAGUUGAGAGUUCUAGUGAAGAUGAUCAAGAAGUUAUUCAGUCUUUGGACAAUAAGGCUACCAGGGAGGUGAAAGAUGAAGAAUGUGUUGAUAAAUCCAUUAAUAAAAGGAAAUCUUCUAUCACUAUUAUUGAAAAUAUUAAUGUCAAUGACAUCAAGGAUACUGUUUUGAGUCAGAGAAUACACCACUUGGUUGACAGUUUUUGCACAACCAUCCCUAAUAAAGCCGAUAUUUCCAUGAAUCUUUCUCUGGAGUAUGCCGGAGAUGAAGAGAAAGAGAUUUCAGGGAAAAAACAAAAGGAAAAGUUGGCUGAACCUUCAACCGAACCAAAGGAAGAAAAAUCACCCCAACUUUCAUCAGAGGCAAAGAAAGUGAAAUCGCCUCAGGAAACAACCCUUAAAGAAAAGAAAAAUAACAAGAGAAGCAGUAAUUCUAAAAACCAAUGUACAGUAUUGACAAAGAAACCAAGGCUGAGUGUUAGCCUCACCGAUACUAAUGAUUUGGAUGAAGAUACAGUGAAGAAGCGAAAGCGCUUUAGUAAAAGUCUUGAUGAUGAACUCAAUGUGAACAAAAGUAAGAAAAAAAGUAAAACUGAAAAAAAGGAAAAAGCUUCGCAAGUUCGAGACAAACGAAGAUCUUCAUUAUCUGGAGAUGAUCUUAAACAGUCUUUCAAUCUUCUCAACCAGCUUAUCACUGAUGUUAAGAAUAGACCAAGAAGGAUUGUUAAACCAAGCACUAGUAAGGUGGAUACAGAUAAUGAUCCUUGGAUAGUUGAUAUUGUGAAUGUCAAACCUUCGACAAGCAUUGUUAGCGAGACGGAAAUUGAUAAUUAUAAAAAGAAAAAGGUACACCCGAAAGAUUUCAGACAUCAAAUGUUGUAUGAUUCCUCCCGAGUGAGAAGAAUUGAAACUAAAAAACUAUUGAAGAAGAAAGGUGUCUACAAUUGAACUUUAUAUUUUCAUAAUGUCUUUUAUUUAAUUAUAUAAACUUUUGUUUUUAUAUCGCUAAGGCUGAUGAACGUUAUUUUUGUACUGUAUUUGUUCUGUUUAUUAAUACUUGAUACAUUUUA
Leptinotarsa decemlineata (Colorado potato beetle) is the source of this 5806-nucleotide messenger RNA. RefSeq lists its product as uncharacterized. The record is from RefSeq and is a predicted model, not a curated record. Lineage: Eukaryota; Metazoa; Arthropoda; Insecta; Coleoptera; Chrysomelidae.